GCGACGUCGCGAUGGGUAACGAAAAGAUUACUGAAGCGUCGCGAUAGUUGCGACGCGAGAGGGCCACGGCGCACGAACAACACGCGAGCCUCAGCCAGUGGCAGCCAACCGUUGUAUAAUAACAAUUUGACAUGAAUUCGGCGAGCAAGGUCGGUGAAAUUUUCACUGCCGCCGGAGCGGCUUUCAACAAACUUGGAGAGCUAACGAUGCAGCUGCAUCCAACGACAGAUUCACCAGCUGGUAAAUGGACUGACGAGGAAAUUGAGAUGCUCCGUCACUCGGUUAAAACCUUCAGCGAAGAUUUGAACAAAAUAAGCGAGCACAUCAAGGGGAGAACGGUGUCGCAGAUACGCACCACCUUGAAGAAAAAGGCAUUCGAGGAAGCAGGUGUCCCGAUCAGACAGCAACAGGCUCAACAGCAAUCGAUGCAGCAAAGCAGUGUUGCGCAACAGCAACAAGUGCAAGUUCAGAAGCAGCAACAGACAACCGCAAAUCAAGGGUUGAUGGGAAAAUCAGCAGAAGUAACUCUAAAUAUGCUGAACGCUCCAGAAUCGGAAGUGGACGUUGAGGGCUUGCCAGAGGAGUGUCAGGUUAAGUUGGAAUUUGAGGGAGCAACAGAAGAAGUGGCAUCGUAAUCCUAAGUAUUUUAUACUCUUACUUAUAUUUUUAAUUAUAAGUCAAAUCCACAUUGUUUACUGUAAGUUUACGGACAUGGAUCCAGUAAGUUGUCAUUUUCAAAAUAAACCUUAAGAAUCGUUCUUUAAC
Messenger RNA from Cephus cinctus (wheat stem sawfly), 765 nucleotides. Its product is annotated as chromatin complexes subunit BAP18. Lineage: Eukaryota; Metazoa; Arthropoda; Insecta; Hymenoptera; Cephidae. The record is from RefSeq and is a predicted model, not a curated record. The coding region runs from base 132 to 635 and encodes 167 amino acids. Gene Ontology annotation, cellular component: MLL1 complex; NURF complex. The transcript has 4 exons.